This is a messenger RNA of Schistosoma spindalis, 1665 nucleotides long. The record is from the annotation of a GenBank genome assembly. NCBI's taxonomy places the organism in Eukaryota, Metazoa, Platyhelminthes, Trematoda, Strigeidida, Schistosomatidae.
AUGUUAAUUUUCUUUUUGAAAAUACCGUCAAAAAGAUUGUUCAGUCAUAUUAUAAUCAAAAGUAUAGGAAUAGGAAGUUUCUUGAUUAUAUUAUUGCGUACAUUAUAUUAUCUGUCAAUUCCACCUGAGAUACACAUAUAUAAUUCAAACCAUAUCCAAAUAAAACGAUACAAUGCCAGUCAUGUUUGUGAAUAUCUUUUCAGGAACUCUACUAUGAAUCAUAGUCAUGAAAUUUUUGACAGUAAUCAAUCGUUGUGGAAUGACGAAAAUUUCAGUUUAUCAAAUCCAUACAGUUGCAAACAGUUUAAGUUGUUCUAUGGUUAUACUGUUAAUUUGUCAAAAGAAGAAGAACAAUUUCCACUGGCAUUCAGUAUAGCUAUACAUCAAAGCAAUAAACAAGUAUCUCGUCUCCUUCGCUUGAUUUACAGACCACAUAAUUUAUAUUGCAUUCAUGUAGAUUCGAAAUCUCCGCAAACAUUACAUGAUGAAGUUUUAAAUUCUGCUAAAUGUUUCGGUCCUAACGUCAUAGUGGUUAAUAGAUCAGAAAGUGUAAAUGUUCAAUGGGGUUAUUUUUCCAUACUUGAAGUGUUUCUUUUAUGUGCGGAUAAAUUAUUAAAUAAUACUGACUACAUGUGGAAAUACAUUCUAAAUCUAAGUGGACAAGAACUGCCUUUAAGGACAAACUGGGAGUUGGUUGCAGCAUUGAAAGCCGUAAAUGGUUCGAAUGUUGUAGAAGGUCUAGGCCCUCGGUUUAACCGUGAUAGAUGGCCUAAUAAGAAAUUUGAAUUUCCUAUUGUUUGGAAUAAAGGAAGUUUCUAUAUGGCAUUAAGACGAGAAUUAAUACAAUUUUAUAAAACUGAUUUAAAGUCACAAAUAAUACUUGAUGCAAUCAAAGCUGAAAAACAUUUACGAAAACAUCCAGAUGAAUUAUAUUUUCCUACUUUAAAUUAUAAUCCUCAAUUCGGUGCACCUGGUGCUUGUAUAAAUAAUAAUAAUAAUUCAUCAUCUCCAUUUAUAGCACGUUAUGUAAUUUGGGGCAUGAAAAAAUGUGUUAGUCAAUACACUCGUCGAAGUGUAUGUAUAAUUGGUAAAGCUCAUCUACCGUUUAUACCAUCACGAAUGGAAUUUUUUGCAAACAAAUUUCAUGAAAAUUUUCAACCAAUUGCAUAUGAUUGUAUAGAAUAUUAUAUUAUGAAUAAAGUAAUCAAAGAAAUGCAAACAAACCAAUUAGAUCCAAAUUUUAAUGUAACAUUUUAUUCUAGACUGCAUUGUUCUAGUAAUCAUAUUUAAUAUUGAAUCAUUGAUUUCUAUUCAUCAAUAUUUGUUCCUAUAAAGUUCAAUUAUCUACAAAUAUAUCAAAUAUGUCAUUUCUUAUUCUUGUUUAACCAAUGAUCUCGAUAAUGUAAUAGGACAAAGAUUAUCAGAACCAUGUGAUAUAUGAGCGCAAUACAUGUUGAACAAACUUAUUACAUUAUUGAAAUUUAUCAAAGGGACUAAUUGCUUUAACCAAUGAUUACUUUAUUUUGGGUAAAUUUGUAUAAUUUUUGUAACUAAGAUGAAUCAUACAGGUGAUAUAUUGAAUAAUCAAGACAUUUACUGUACAGUUAAAUAUUUAAUGCUUUGUUUAAACAUAUCAUAUUAAUACAAUACAAUUUCAUACUGCAU